AAGAAUUUUAAUAUUCUAAAUAAGAGAUUAAAUAACAAACUUAAUACAGUUAAAUAUAGAUCUUUUAAAAUUAAAGAAAAACUUAUUAAUAAUAAUUAUAAACUCCAAUUAUUAAUAAAAAUAAAAGUAUAUUCAAUAUUUUAUAUCUCAUUAUUAGAAUCUAUAGAAAAUCUAAAAAACAAUAAAGAUGAAGCUGGUAAUAAUAAAUUCAAGAUUAACUUUAUUAAAAAACAGAAGUUAGAAUAA
Messenger RNA from Talaromyces proteolyticus, 246 nucleotides. RefSeq lists its product as uncharacterized. The record is from RefSeq and is a predicted model, not a curated record. Lineage: Eukaryota; Fungi; Ascomycota; Eurotiomycetes; Eurotiales; Trichocomaceae. The annotation marks the transcript as partial. The transcript has a single exon.